This is a messenger RNA of Cajanus cajan (pigeon pea), 1129 nucleotides long. RefSeq names its product protein LOL1. NCBI's taxonomy places the organism in Eukaryota, Viridiplantae, Streptophyta, Magnoliopsida, Fabales, Fabaceae. The record is from RefSeq and is a predicted model, not a curated record.
AAACAUUUGUUUUUCUUCAAUAUGCUCAGUGUACUUUUUCUCUCUCUUUCUCUCUCUUGAUUUCAUCUGUAACAAGUUGUCAAGGGCGUGUGUUUGCCCCACGCCAACUUGGGAGUUGGGACACUAUUCUAUUUAAUUUAAUUUUAUUCGUGGAGAGAGGGUCUUAACUCUUCUCUUCUUCUUAUGCUUCAUUCAUGUUGCUUAAUGCAUGGUUUCCUAAGGGGAACAAAGCUUGUCAUUUGCCUCUUACUUUUUCCUGUUUGCAAAUUUAUUUGCUCUCACUCUGUUUCUACUGGAGUUGUUCAAAUUGGAGAAAGAGUUUUAUUCUCUACGUAGAGUUUGGUAGAUAAAGAUAACAUUUUUGAGAAUUGAGAUAAUGCCAGUUCCACUUGCCCCUUACCCGACACCCCUUCCACCAGCUCCAUAUGCGCCUCCACCAAAUGGUGCACAGAGUCAACUUGUCUGUUCUUGGUGUAGAAAUCUUCUGCUCUAUCCAGUUGGAGCCACCUCUGUGUGCUGUGCUGUUUGCAAUGCAGUCACAACAGUACCACCUCCUGGCAUUGAAAUGGCCCAGUUAGUUUGUGGAGGUUGUCACACUUUCCUCAUGUACAUCCGUGGAGCCACAAGUGUGCAAUGUUCUUGUUGUCACACGAUCAAUCUAGCCUUGGAAGCAAAUCAGGUGGCACAUGUUAACUGUGGGAACUGUAAGAUGCUACUCAUGUACCAAUAUGGAGCAAGAUCCGUUAAAUGUGCAGUAUGCAGUUUUGUAACAUCAGUUGAGUGUUACUGAAUGAUGCAGGUCUCAACAAGCACUACUGAGCAGAAAUUCAACACCUAAUCCUACUGUAAAAUUCGUUACAGACAUCGCAAGAAUCGCAACCUUGGUUUUAAUAGUUUAGUAUCGCCCUUGAGGAACAACUAGUGCAUAUGAAAAGGCAGGGAAAAUUCUCUUCACGUGUACAGCUAUUUUUCUCUUGAGUGAAGUAAUUAAAUAAUUUUGGUAUUAUUGGUGUACCAUGUAAUGCCUUAUUUGUAAGCCUCAAAAUUAAGGAAUCAGUCUUGCCCCUACAAUGUUAGUGACACUUUAUAGUUCUUCAAUAAAUAAAUAUAAAAAAAAAGUUAUUUGGAA